Scleropages formosus (Asian bonytongue) is the source of this 3709-nucleotide messenger RNA. Its product is annotated as arf-GAP with Rho-GAP domain, ANK repeat and PH domain-containing protein 1. Bases 436 to 3627 code for a protein of 1063 amino acids. The transcript is spliced from 25 exons. Lineage: Eukaryota; Metazoa; Chordata; Actinopteri; Osteoglossiformes; Osteoglossidae. Gene Ontology annotation, biological process: positive regulation of GTPase activity; signal transduction; regulation of cell shape. Gene Ontology annotation, molecular function: phosphatidylinositol-3,4,5-trisphosphate binding; GTPase activator activity. The record is from RefSeq and is a predicted model, not a curated record. Gene Ontology annotation, cellular component: cytoplasm.
AAAAAAAAAAAACAAUUUCAGGAAAGCCUGAAUCUAAAAUCAGACUUCGUUAUAUAACGACGAUUGCGAACUAUUACUUUGGGGAACCUAACCUUUCAGCGUUUAUGAUCAUGUCACUGACAUGCUGUUUCCAUGACGUGAUUUUUCGAUGACAUACAGAUACACUUUUGCGUCAAGAUUUUGGACGUGAUUUUUCUUCAUACUCAUAGACAUAUUUUUCGCCUAGGUGCAUAAUUUAUCACGCGCGAACCGCGGGAGCUGCUCCCGCUCUAAGUUGCCAAACAGGUAUUACAGGUAAGACGGCAGGAGUUCUUCUGGUCUCGCGGGCGCGUCUGCCGCAGAGCCAAAGAAGGCGCGAGGCAGAGCAGAGAGCCUCGCGAUUCGCGCCAAGCAGGAGAGUCAACAGGAAAGUGCUGCAGGUGUGAUAGUCUCAGGAUGUCGGGUCCCACUGAUACAGUGCAAGUUCCCAUCCCGAAACCCCGGCAGCGGCAAAGAUUGGUAUCUCACACUCAAUCCUCCUCUGAGAGAGCGAUGGUGAACAAUGCUCCAGACUCACAGUUAACUGAAAAUCAUCCCGAACCCCAAGGAUCACACAAGCUUGUGAAACCAGGAGCUCCACCAGCUUUUGAGGGAGAAGGUGACACAUCGGCUCUUAUCUCAAACGGUUCCAGUGAUGGUUUGCAAAACAGCCCUGCUUUCGAAGCAAAAGACACGGCUCGUUUGAUAAACAACAGAAAUGACAAACCAGUCUCUGUCCUCUCCAAACCACCGGGGUCAGAUGGGAGCAGCUCCUUGCCUCCCCACCAGAAUACUAGCUUGCCUCUGUCAGCCCAACGAGAUCGCUUGACCAGCAGCAAUCAGAACCAGCUAGAUACCAAUGACUUCAGACUCGAAACUGACCGUCCUAUAGCAACCUCUGGUUCUCCUCCUCUUGAAUCCUUGGGCACCAUCCUCAAGGAUCUGGCUGACUGGGCUACGGACCCUGGAUAUGACUCGUCCACCGAAGAGGAGAUUGCUGAGUUGCCUUCCCGGAGUGCAGUCUCAGAAAAGCCUUGUAAUACCAAUGACUCUGGCAAUAAGGUCCAUGUUCUCAGCAAUAUACAGCCCAGCGAGCUGAGAAAGGAGAAUUCAGCCCUGCAGACAAGACCCUUGAGGCAGAUGGCCCCACGUGUUGCUACCAUUCGAGUGAGCAGGAGGAAACAAACCCCCUCAGGCUCUAGUGUGGGUUCUCAGGCGGGUGAGGUGAACGUGGUGUCCCGCUCCAGCUGGCUGGACGUGUGGCAGGGCCGCAAGCACCAUGUUCUGUGGGUCACACUGGAUGGGCAGAUGAUGUCUCUUUGGAAGAAGCGUACGGACAAGUUCACCGAGGUUGUGUUCCAUGUUUCAAGCAUCACUAGCAUCCAAAAACAAGACCGAGCACACUUCUCCAUCUAUUUCAACAAGAAGCGCAUUGAGUUCAUGGCAGACACUCCAAUGGCACAAGAGAGCUGGAUAGAAUCUUUGCACGCAUGUCGCGGACAGGUGCCCCCUGCCCCAGCUGAGCAGCACGGCCCACUCCAAAUGAAGGACCCCCGUAGCAAGGUGUAUGUUGCUAUCUGUGGGCACAGCCUAUGGAUCCACCGCAGUAAAGAGGACUUCAGCUUGGGGGUUGGGAUGAAUAUUGUGUCCAUGGACAUGGCAACAGUCAAGCAGACAGGUCGUCACAGCUUCAGCCUCAUCACGCCUUACAGGACUUUUAAUUUUACAGCUGACUCCUCUAAGGACCUGUUGAUGUGGCAGGAAAGUCUGAUGCGGGUGAUCCGCAGUGCACUGUCCUGUAGCGAGGUGGCUCAGCGCCUCUGGUCUAGUCCCUGGAACAAGGUGUGUGCCGACUGUGGCUCGCCCAACCCCGAGUGGGCCUCCAUAAACCUGGUUGUGCUCAUCUGUGAGGCCUGUGCAGGGCAGCAUCGAUCAGUGGGAAUCAAUGUAUCCAAAGUGCGCAGUCUUAAGAUGGACAGCAAAGUGUGGACAAACCCAUUAAUCCAGCUUUUUGUGCUGUAUGGGAACAAGGUUGCCAAUUCUGUGUGGGGCCACAAUAUGCCCAUCGCAGAGCAGAUCCUGCCUGAUGCCAGCCCGAACCAGCGUAAUGCGUUCAUCAAGGCCAAGUACUGCAAAGGCCUAUACCGGCGACCACACCCCCUGGCUUUCAGCCAGAAGCGCCUCAACCAGAGGUUGUGCGAGGUGGUUUGCAGUCCAGAUGUCUCGGAGACUAUGAUGUUGGUGUGGUCGGGAGCACAGAUCCUAUGUCACACGGAGGACCCCCAGUUAACCUCACCCAUCUUGCUGGCAGAGCAGGCAAGCCAGGCCCUACAGGUGGAGUUUCUCAAGCACAAUGAGUUCAUAGAGGUCCCGCGCUGUAUUCAGAAGAAGCCGUCUAAACGUCUGGUGUCACAGAAUUCUGCAACCACGGAUCCAAACUCUGCAGCAGCUGGACAAGAGGAGCUCCAUGGGAAGCUGGAGGAGGACCGCUUCCUGUUCUCUCAGGAGAAUGACUCAGCUGCCUGCGAUGUUCUAGACCUGAGAGAAGUCACGUCGAUCUUCGACUGCUCUUCUGGGCCAAAAAAUGAGUUUGAGAUGCUGACACUCGCAGACAAACUGAUCUGCAGCUCUGACACAAGAGACGGUCUCCUCGCGCACUUAACGCACAUUUUGAAGGUGGUGCUCCCAGGAUCUGUCUCUGAUGAAGAUCUUCAGGGGGUUCACGCUGUGUCCAGGGUAUGGCUGCGGGAGGGAGAGGAUCUGCGGCACACUGAGGUCUGGGUGGCCCUCCGGAACAAUGAGAUCCUGAUUUAUCCCAUCGAGGGAGGCAAUCAGGAUAAGAUGCUGCUCACCCCAGACAUGUGCUCCAACAUGGAUGCUACUGAGAACACCAUUGAAGUGGUCACUGCGACCAGGACUAUCUGCUUACAGUUUGAGCAGGAAGAGCCCUGCCAGUGCUGGGGCGUGUUGAUGAAGGUGGCCUUGCCCCCAGAGGAAAAGCCGUCAAAAGAGCCUAGGUACCAGCUGCCCUCCUUCAUCACGGGCCGUGUCCCCCCUGGUUUGGAGAGGUGCAUCUCCCAUAUUACGCAGUAUGGUCUCAAGGUGGAGGGUAUCUACCGGCGCUGUGGCAUGGCAGUAAAGGUCAGCGAACUGGUGGAGAUUCUGAGCUCCUCUCCCAGCAAGGCUCAGCUGGUGCCACAUGAGAUGGGUGUUUUAGAUGUGGCUGGGGCACUCAAGCAGUUCAUUCGCCAGAAGCUGGAUCUCAUACCAGCAAGCCACAUGGGGAACUGGGUGCAGGCUGCAGGUCAAGCGGAAGAGGCCCAGAGACUGAAAGCCUACCGCACACUACUGAACCAACUCCCUCCAGACAACAGGAUCACACUCAGUGCUGUCUUUGGACACCUGUAUAUAGUCCAGCUCUACAGCCAGCAGAACAAGAUGACUGCUCAGAACCUGGCCAUUGUGUUUGUGCCCAACAUUUUCCAGCAGUUUGCUAUGAACACAGAUAUGGUGCGUCUCACCCGAGAGCUCAUUGUAAACUACACCGCGGUCUUCCAGGAAGAAAACAAUGAUGGCACACGGGAGGAAGAAAUGCUCACUUUUUUUUAAAAUGAGCACAGAUGAGAUGUCUAAUAAUCACUUCUCCAAGACUAUGGACAAGGAGUAUCAUCACCACUACUGUACCUUAUUU